Molecule: messenger RNA, 4096 nt
Organism: Tricharina praecox
Lineage: Eukaryota; Fungi; Ascomycota; Pezizomycetes; Pezizales; Pyronemataceae
Exons: 11
Coding region: 214-4077 (1287 amino acids)
Cellular component (GO): cytoplasm; plasma membrane; endoplasmic reticulum
Molecular function (GO): protein binding
Source: RefSeq, a predicted model, not a curated record
AGGCGCUCCGAGCGCGUAAAACAGGAGAAAGAAGAACUCUCAGAGAUCUACAUACAAAGGAGUUCGUUCGCUCCUCGUCUCUCUCUCCAUUCUCUACCGUCGUCACGUCACAAACACGCCCGCGAAAACCCAAACCCAAACUCAGCCCGAGAGAAAGAAAGCAGGAAAGAAAGAACCUUCGGCCCGUCCAUUCGCACUCUAUCCAGCGCCGCUAUGGCCAGUGGCCCGAUAACUCUAGUUCCCGCAACGCUCAAGGAAGCGUCGCUCGACUCGCCCACGUUCCGCGGCACCGUAAUCCACUACGCCGAGCAGGUCGACCUGGUCGAGAAAUGGCUGGACGGGUUCAUCAAAGCGUCGGUGAAGCUCGUGAGUGAGGUUGUUGCGCUCGAGGACCCCAUCAAUAACUUCCUGGCCCGCACCGUCCCCGGGAAUAUCUCCGAGAGCGUCGUCGAUCAUGAUUACACCCUGCUGGCUAUGCAGAGGUAUGCGGAGGGCUCAAAGGGCUUUUGGACGAACAUUGUGGUCGGCGCAAGGCGCGUGCAGAAUAAUAUCAUCGAGCCGAUGACGACGUUUCAGCGGGGGGAGGUCAAGAACUUCAAGGAGACGAGGAGACUGCUCGAGGCCGCUCAGACGAAAUACGAUGCGCUACUUGCCCGGUACCUGUCGCAGUCGAAAUCGAAGGAGCCAUCGGCGCUGCGGGAGGACGCGUUUCAGCUGUACGAAGCGAGGAAGGCCUACAGCAAGACGUGCUUCGACUUUUGCAUUGCGGCGCCGGCGUUCCGGAUCAAUCUCGAUCGGCUACUCACCAAGGUCAUCUCGAAUCAAUGGAGGGAGCAGAUCGGAUUGCGCAAGGAUAUGGCGGGGCUGGUGGAGAAAUGCAGUUCGGACAUUGAGAGGAUACGGAGCUGCUACGAUUCUAUGGAGGUCAAUGAGAGCGUUUUCCGGAAACAGCUUACGACGGCCAGGAAAGAGUUGGAGCGGAGGGCGAAGAUGGAGUACCAGCCGGCGAGAGAGCUGGAUGAGUACUCUUUGAACACGGUGCCGUACCUGACGUCACGGCCCCCCGCUGUCGUCGAGGGAGAGGAGGUGCCGAGCGAGAAGCAGGGCUGGCUAUUCAUGCGCACGCUUACCGGCAAGCCUACACGGACGCUGUGGAUUCGGAGAUGGUUCUUCAUCAAGGCGGGAAUCUUUGGUUGGUUGGUACAGGGCUAUCGCGGAGGAGGUGCGGAGGAGAGUGAGAAGGUUGGAGUGCUUCUGUGCAAUAUCAAGCCGGCUUUCCAGGAGGAACGCAGGUUCUGCUUCGAGGUCAAGACAAAGGAUACUACGAUACUCUUACAAACAGAAACACAGUCCGAUCUUACCAUGUGGAUGGCUGUCUUCGAGCAGGCAAAGAGGGCUGCCGUGGAGUCCUCAUCACUCGUUGCUUCUUCGCAGGCAUUCUCUAUCCUACCUCCCUCGGCUCCUGCGCCGCCAGCGGAACCGGCAUAUGUUACCAGAGGCCACGACGGGAACUCGGCCAGCUCGGUUGUACCCCCCGAAGGUCUCUCACUGCUACCCCGAACCAUCCGACGUGACGCCGACAACCACGGCUUUGAGCGCGCUACCACACUCGGACCGGGUACCGGCGGUGCAUUCUCCCGAGGAACAACGUCGAUGGAUGCCAACCGAGGAGGAGCACCGGAACCGUCGAAUCCAGUGAAAUCGGAUCCCCGCAAGGCAUCGUUCGGCAUGGGCGAACGCAACAUCUCCCCAGUUGGAAUGGGCUCAACACCGGUAGGAAUUUCGGCACUGAUCGCAGCGAGCCACAAUCUUCUCCCCAUCUCUCCGGACCCGGCUAAGCAAAUAACGAUGACGUUGCCGGAGGUCCAGGUUCCUACAGCUAGCAGUCUUGCGCCGAAUACACUCAGCAGCACUCCAUCGCCGGUUAACCUAUUGACAGCUGCCACGGUCACCUCCGGAUCCGGAAUCACGGGAAUCACCGAGAGAUCACCGGUCACCGCUCCGGAGAAGGGACAUCGCAAAACCAUGAGCUUAGAUGUCGGUGGGAAUAAGGGGGAUUCGACGCCUGGUGAGUAUGAGUAUUUCCCGGGUUAUCCGAUGGCGUUAAGAGUGCAGGAUGAGCACUUCAGGAUGCUUUUCCCCGGGACGCACGAUCAUGUGGUGCAAUUAGUGUUUCGUGCCAUCUGGAGUCCAAAUGACACUCAAGAACUUCCCGGCCGCUGCUUCGUGACCGAUCGGAACCUGUACUUCUAUUCACACUAUCUAGGACUAGUAUUCACCAGCAUCACUCCGUUAGCUACCAUCGCAGAGGUCAAGGCAGCGCCAGAGAAAGAUUGCGACUAUCUCUUCCUCCAUCUUAAUCUAGGAGCGGGCGGUGAGAAGUCGCUAAUCACCAUCAAGACGUUCUUGGAGCCUCUCCGGUUGCUUCACAGACGGCUGGACCUCAUGGUUAGGAAUGCACACCCCAAGGCGGCGAUUGAGGGUACGAAGAUGAAUAGUCAGGAACUACUGCAGCAAUUAAUAGAGCUCGAGAAGGAGGUCGAAAGUAGGGGCUCAGAUGAUAUGAGCUGGGAAGACGUGGGGUUGUACACCGACGGCCGCGGCGACGAACCUAUCAGUAGGAGGAGGGGCGCACCAGAGGAGUUCAGACUCCGGCUUGAUCAUGACGGUGAUCGGGCUCUCGACGAGAAAGCCAGGGAGGCCAAACUCAAACUCCCUUCAGCGCCUGUGGUGUAUCACCCGCCAGGAAUGAGCCGAAGGUCACUGGAGCGCGAAUUUGAAAUCCCCCCGAAGGCACUGUUUCAUGUCCUAUUCGGGGACAAGUCGACUGUGUUCCAGAUGAUGUACGCGCAGAGGAGAGCUCAACCAAUUCAACAGAGCCCGUGGAAGGAACUGGAUAAGGGAAAGGCAAGACGGCAGUUUGCUUAUCAUGCGACUUUCCUAGACACCUUUGGGCGCAAUAGGAGAGCAGAUGUCGUCGACCAUCAGACCAUCGAGAAGCAGGAUGAACAUAUCUGUUAUGUGGUCACGGAUGUGAAGACACCCUGGCAUCUCCCGCACCGCAUGAAUUUCAUCAUGGUCAGCAAGAUUGUGAUUACGCAUGUGACCGCAAGCAAAAGCAAGUUGACGGUAUGGACAAGAGUCGAUUGGUUUAAGGAUCCAAUGUUCUCAAAAAAUAUCGUCCAACAGCAAGCCCAGGAGGACCUGGACAACGAUGCGCUAGAUCUAGGCGACGUUGUUGCCGAAGCAAUUGGCAAGCUCGGCAAAUCAGCAAAUGUUCUCACCGCCAUGCAGAUCUUUGGCGGCAUUAACGGCCAAACCGUGGUUCCCGCCACUCCGUCCGCCGGUGCCAUAACGGGCAUCCAGCCCAAACAGGACACGCCACCCAAGCCCAUACACGCUCCCCGCAUUCCGAUCAAGCAGCACUCACUCUCACAGAUGCUCCUCGAAAACACCCUGAGCCUGGCCGAAAGCGCCGUCAGCAACGUGAUCAUGUCGAUCGUCGCCGUGGUCAAGGGCAUAGCCGGCCUGUUCUCCGCGCACUGGAUUCUCCUCGGGCUCCUCGGCUUCUCGGUCGUGGCUAACACGGCGCUAUCAACCCGUGCUGUAACGGCCUACUGGAGCGAGCGUCGCGCGCACGCCCUCCUCGAAUCCAUCAGCGCAGCCCCGGACGGCACCAUGGCCCGAGCCAUCACCAUUUCUGACCUUGAGCUUGCCGUCGCGCCCGCAGGAAACAUCACGCACCCCUCGGGCGGCAUGUGCUGGAGCAAAUUCCUCUCUCGCGCCACCAGCGGCGACGGGACGAUGGGGCAGCGGAUCCACGGUGGCCGCGAGACGCUGGGGCGCUACCGCCACGAUCUGGUGGUCGCCGUCAGAGUCGUUAACGCACUCGAGCGGGAGCUGGUCAAGGCCGAGUGGGAGAGGUGGGUCUAUGGCGAGCUAGAGAGGUGUAGGUUCGCCGCCAGGCUGCUGAGGAGUAUGGAGGGCGUCGAGGGCAUAGACGGCCUCCAGGGUGCGCACGGCCUCGAGGAGUAUUGUGGCGAUUGCGAACUGGUCAGGGCGGGGGGCGUGAUGUGAUGGAUACUAGUAUGGUGUU